This is a messenger RNA of Ichthyophthirius multifiliis, 1599 nucleotides long. RefSeq names its product radial spoke head protein, putative. The transcript is spliced from 3 exons. Gene Ontology annotation, cellular component: cilium. Lineage: Eukaryota; Ciliophora; Oligohymenophorea; Hymenostomatida. The record is from RefSeq and is a predicted model, not a curated record.
AUGUUCGAUAAACACGUAGUCCGUGGAAAUACAUACGCCCGAAUAAUAACAUCAAAAGACUCCGAAACAGCUCUUCCCUAAAGGCAUACUUAGUAUUAAAAAAAGAACCUUCAAUCGCAAAUAAAGGAUAUAUCUGACCUAUAAAAAGAUUAAUAUGAACCCCAAACACCUAAGCCCCUUCCAGGCCGUCAAAACGUCGAAAUAAUGACAGAUGAAUACGUCGAAACACUAACGGACAAGCCCCCAAACUAUGAAAAAGACACACAAACAGAGUUUAUAAUUCCAAAACCUAACCCUAUAUUAAUAAUGCCUUGCAAGACUGGUUUGGAUAGAGAAACUUAGAUAUGGGAUGGCGAUUUAUUCGAUUUCGAUUAUGAAGUAGAGCCUUUAUUAUAGGCUUUAAUAGGCAAAACACUCGAAUUUUCCAGAAUGGAAGUUUUGGAAGAGGAAGAAUUGCGAGUAAUGAAAAACGAAUAGAAGAAAUUUACUGAAUUAAGAAAUAAAGAAUAAGAUGAAGUCAGAUAAUUAGAAGAAAAGGAAAAAAGACUUCUCGAGGAAAAUACAAAAAGGAAAAACGAUUACAAAUAAAAACUUAAAUAAAACAUAUUAGCACACUAAUAAAUUUUAUCGAGAAAUUUAGCGAAAAAAUACCUACUUUAAAUCAAAAAAAAUACACUUUAAGACCUUUAAAACUAAAAUAUUUUCUAUGAUCCUGUCAAAAAUGCACUUUUUGAGGAUAUAUUGCCCUGGUUCUAUACUAAUGUGGAGUAAAUAUUAAAUACUGAGUAGAAAAUAGAUAAAUCUUUCGAAUUAAUAUGUACUGAAAUAGUAGAAAAUACCAUUAAAUAGCAUUCUAAUGUACAUUAAAAGUAUAUUGAAAACAGAAAAAAGGCUAUAUAUGAAUAAAAAAUUUAAUAGUAAGAAUUAGAAGAAAGACGAGAAAAGAAAAGAAUAGCCAGAGAGAAAAAAUAAGAAUAAGAAAGAAGAAACAAAAUAACAGAAGAAAUAAAUUAAAGAAUUCAUUCAAAAGGGGAACUUAAAAAUAACGUUUUAUAAUAAAAUAUAUGUGAUAUAGAUGGCGCUUAAUAAAAUAAACCUUUCGUAGGUCUAAUGGGAGGUUUAAUUGGAGAAUUUUUGUUGUUUUUAAAGGCUUUGAGUUAAUAUUCAGAUGAGGAAAUAGCUUAAACUACAAAAGAAAUUUUAUCAAAUACAGAUAAAUAAGGUUUAGCAAAAGUAAAGCCUAAUUUAUAAACUUUAACUUUAAAUCCCUAAUCUGAAAGAUCAGGUAAAGAAUAAUUUAAUGAAAACGAAGAAAUUGUUCCUUUUAUACCUGAAAAUAUUGUUGAGGCUGAAUAUGAAAAUAAAGUUACCAUUUUUGUGCCUAAUGAUUAAGAUUUAGAAGUAUUUGUGGUACAUUUAAUUGCUGAAUAGGUUAUAAGAAAUGAAAUUUUAAGAAUUUCUAAUGCUUUUAUUAAAAAUAUAGAUUCUAAAGAGUACUUUAUUUUAUACGAAUUAGAUUCUGUUAUGUAGAAUAUUCAUUAGUAGAUUCUUGAUUAUAUUUAACCUGAUUAUCCUAUUUUCGAUUUAAAUAAUUAUUGA